Molecule: messenger RNA, 2216 nt
Organism: Malania oleifera
Lineage: Eukaryota; Viridiplantae; Streptophyta; Magnoliopsida; Santalales; Ximeniaceae
Exons: 7
Coding region: 107-1492 (461 amino acids)
Biological process (GO): molybdate ion transport
Cellular component (GO): membrane
Molecular function (GO): molybdate ion transmembrane transporter activity
Source: RefSeq, a predicted model, not a curated record
AUAUAGUUACAUUUGUACACACUCUGAAAGGAAAGGAAGGAUACUCAACAGCCUCUCUCUCUCUCUCUCUCUCUCUCUCUCUCUCUCUCUCUCUGAGAUUGCAGCAAUGGAGGUGUUCUACUACCUCGUGUUCGGGGCUCUGGCGUUUGUGGUGGCAGCUCUGGAGCUGAGCAAGUCCAACAAAGAUCGCGUCAACACCUCUCCGGCUUUCAACUCCUUCAAGAACAAUUACCUCCUCGUCUACUCUCUCAUGAUGGCUGGGGACUGGUUGCAGGGUCCAUAUGUUUACUUCCUUUACAGUCAAUAUGGAUUUGGGAAAGGGGAGAUUGGCCAGCUGUUCAUUGCUGGAUUUGGGUCCUCGAUGUUAUUUGGAACAAUUGUUGGAUCACUGGCUGACAAACAGGGUCGAAAGAGGGCUUGCGUGACCUACUGCAUAACAUACAUUUUGAGCUGCAUCACCAAGCAUUCUCCUCACUAUAAAGUUUUGAUGUUGGGGCGUGUUUUGGGAGGUAUCGCCACUUCUCUCCUAUUUUCAGCAUUUGAGUCAUGGCUUGUUGCAGAACACAACAAGAGGGGAUAUGACCAACAAUGGUUAUCAGUGACAUUCUCAAAAGCAAUAUUUCUUGGCAAUGGUCUUGUUGCCAUCCUAUCUGGUUUGUUUGGAAAUAUACUAGUUGAUGCCUUGAGUCUUGGGCCUGUGGCUCCUUUUGAUGCUGCCUCAUGCUUUCUAGCAAUUGGUAUGGUCGUAAUUUUGUCAUCUUGGUCUGAGAACUAUGGUGAUACUUCAGAGAGCAAGGACUUGCUUACCCAGUUCAAGGGUGCAGCUGUGGCCAUUGCUUCUGAUGAGAAAAUUGCAUUGCUGGGCGCAAUACAGUCUUUGUUUGAAGGUUCAAUGUACACAUUUGUGUUUCUUUGGACUCCUGCUUUGAGCCCCAGUGAUGAGGACAUUCCCCAUGGUUUCAUCUUUGCAACUUUCAUGUUGGCUUCUAUGUUGGGAAGCACCAUUGCAUCUCGGCUAAUGGCUCGCACAUCAUUCAAAGUUGAGAGCUACAUGCAGAUUGUUUUUGUAAUCUCUGCAGCUUCUCUGACGCUUCCCAUUUUGACAACAUUCUUGGUUACUCCUCAAGUGAAAGGUGGAAGCAUCUCAUUCGCAGGGUGUCUUCAGCUUCUUGGCUUUUGUACCUUUGAGGCUUGUUGUGGAACAUUCUGGCCAUCCAUCAUGAAAAUGAGAUCUCAAUACAUUCCUGAGGAGGCCCGAAGCACGAUAAUGAACUUCUUCCGCAUUCCUCUGAACAUCUUCGUCUGCAUCGUGCUGUACAAUGUUAAUGCAUUUCCAAUCACCGUUAUGUUUGGAAUGUGCUCAAUUUUCCUCUUUGUGGCAUCCAUAUUGCAGAGGCGGCUCCUGGUGAUUGCAGACAAGCCAAGUAAGUAUCCACGUCUUGGAAAAUACUGUGAGAGUACCACCCUUGAUUUUAGUAACUACCACUUAUGAUUUUCUCAAUGCAAAUUGGUGGGUUACCUGUGCUAACCUGUUAACCUCUUAAAUCUUAAUGGCAGUAGUACCCAUAUGGUCUCCUUGGAAUGCUGAACCUUGAGAAUAAAUAUGUCCAAAUAUUAUUUGAUGGCCAUGUGUUUUUAUGGGUUAUUUUUUCUUGUGCUCAUCAAUGAGUGUCUUCAUUUCAGAGACUGGAGAUUGGACUGCAAUGAAGGAAAGGGAUGCGGAGUCAGAGCCAUUAAACGACUGAUCGAUGUCAAGGAAUCAGUCAAAAGACAGGCCAAAGAAAUUUUUGCAACUGCCUGAUUCAAAAAUUGCCGCAGCUGGGGUUAGAAUGGCAUAUUCCAUUUAAUAUGGUCACAAUGUAUCAGAAAAUUAGUGAUCUGCCCAUUAAUGGAGAAGGGUGGAGCAAGGAAGGGGGUUAUAAUUGGUUUUUUUCUUUGUUUCCUGGUUUUUUGGUUUUUUUAUUAAUCAUAAAGUAGCACAUAGCAUAUAAGUAUCUCUGCUCUGCUCAUGCUCAAGCUCAAGCUCCAAGCUCAAGCACUUUAGCUGCUAUACAAUGUUGUUUUUUGUAAUUUGAUUAUUAUUAUUCUUUGUUAAUCUGGGUCCCGAGCAUUAACUGUUGUAGUCUUGGUCCCCUAUGGACAAUUUUGUGUCCUGCACCUCUUUCCUUGAACUCUUUAAACUAUGGUAAUUAAGGUGGGAUAAUGAUUUUCACUUC